Molecule: messenger RNA, 951 nt
Organism: Equus caballus (horse)
Lineage: Eukaryota; Metazoa; Chordata; Mammalia; Perissodactyla; Equidae
Source: RefSeq, a predicted model, not a curated record
AUGAGGAAGGAUAAUCAGAGCAGCGUGUCUCAAUUCCUCCUCCUGGGGCUCCCCAUCUGGAUGAAGAAUCAAGACAUAUACUACACUCUUUUCUUGGUUAUGUACCUGACCACAGUGCUGGGGAACUUGCUUAUCAUCCUGCUCAUUAGGGUAGACUCUCACCUCCACACUCCCAUGUACUUCUUCCUCAGCCACUUGGCUUUCUCUGAUGUCUCUUUCUCAUCUGUCACUGUCCCAAAGAUGCUCAUGAAUAUGCAGACACAGAGUCAGUCCAUCUCAUAUGCUGGCUGCAUUUCCCAGGUGUAUUGUGUUUUGCUGUUUGGGGGUCUUGACAGCUUCCUUCUCACAUCAAUGGCCUAUGACAGGUAUGUGGCCAUCUGUCACCCCCUCCACUAUAUCACCAUCAUGAAUCAGAACCUGUGUUUCCUGCUAGUAACUGUAUCCUGGGUCCUAUCCUGUACCAGUGCCCUUUUGCACACCCUCCUCCUGGUCAGUCUAUCUUUCUGUGGAGAAAACACUCUCCCCCACUUCUUUUGUGACCUCUCCACCUUACUUAAGCUGUCCAGCUCAGAUACCACAGUCAAUGAAUGGGUUAUCCUCACUGAAGGAUCAGUGGCCACUACGCUGCCAUUCAUAUGUAUCCUGGUCUCCUAUGGCCACAUUGGUAGCACCAUUCUUAGAGUUCCCUCCACCAAGGGAAUCUACAAAGCCUUCUCCACAUGUGGCUCUCACCUCUCUGUGGUAUCUCUGUACUAUGGAGCAAUUAUUGGACUGUACUUUUUCCCCUCAUCCAAUAAUUCCAAUGACAAGGAUGUCAUUGUGUCUCUAUUGUACACUCUGGUCAGUCCCAUGCUAAAUCCCUUUAUCUACAGUCUGAGGAAUCGAGAUAUGAAAGGAGUGCUGAAAAAAUUAAUGAAGCGAAGAGCUGACUUUUGGGAAAGAGAAAAUUGA